This is a messenger RNA of Ostrinia nubilalis (European corn borer), 1192 nucleotides long. Its product is annotated as mpv17-like protein. Gene Ontology annotation, biological process: cellular response to reactive oxygen species. Gene Ontology annotation, cellular component: membrane; mitochondrion; cytoplasm. The transcript is spliced from 5 exons. NCBI's taxonomy places the organism in Eukaryota, Metazoa, Arthropoda, Insecta, Lepidoptera, Crambidae. The coding region runs from base 173 to 730 and encodes 185 amino acids. The record is from RefSeq and is a predicted model, not a curated record.
CUUUCAUUUUUUCACUUUUAUUUAUUUUCGGCCAGUUUGUUGUUGUGUUUUGUUUUGGUUAACACUAACGUCAGUUGCGUUGUUUUUAUUCAUAAAUUCUUGCUAACUAAUUUGUUGACUGCCAAGCAAGUUGAAAAUUUUUUGGUGAUUUAAGAUAUUGUGACUGGGAGUGAUGGCAUCGAGGCUAGUGAGCUGGUGGCAGAACGCACUGCGCAGGCGGCCCGUGAUCACCAACACUGCUGUGUACGCGACCUUCUACACGGCGGCCGAGCUGUCGCAGCAGACGUAUAACAAGAUCUAUGCGUCUGAAAAACCUGAAUAUGACUUCGGUUCGGCGGCACGCAUCGUAGUAGCAGGGAGCACCGUCUAUCCAACUGCAUUGUAUUAUUGGUACAGAUUUUUGGACAAGACGUUCGCGGGAACUGCAGUGAAAACAGUGGCUAAGAAGGUGGCUGCUGAACAGUUUAUUGCCACUCCAAUAUUGCUGGCAGCUUUUUACACGCUAAUCGGUGUUCUCGAAAGAAAGGAAGACGUGUUUGAAGAAUUGCGGGAAAAGUAUACAAAGACAUUGAUAGCAAACCAGGCGUUCUGGAUUCCCUCCCAGACUGUGAACUUCUUUUUUGUGCCUCCUCAUUUGAGGGUGGUGUACGUUGCUACAGUGUCUUUCGUGUGGAUAAAUGUUCUGUGCUUCAUCAAAAGACAGAAGAAUGGUAAAGUUGCUGAGAAAUAGGAGUUAUGACGUUAAUAAGGAAUCAAGUUAUUUAAAGGUGUACAAAAGUGCUAAUAUAGCUCGUUUAAGUAACAAGGACUUGUAGUUUAUGGUAAUAAACUGAUUGUAUUUGCAAGAUAUGUAAAUAAAUGUGUAAAUAAUUGAAUAUUUUAUGUAUCAUGAAUAUAAAUAAAUGCAUGUAUGUACCUUUAACAGAUGUGAUAAUCUAAAUUAACAUUGACACUGGUAGGUAGCAUACAAAAAUGUAGAAAUUAAUUUAGGAAAUGAUGUAUGAUUUAUAAUUUUGUUAAUUAAAUGCUAGCAAUAAGAUUAGUAGUUACUUAAGUAAAAUAAGUACAAAAUGCAUUAAUCACGUUGUUACAACGUCACCUGUGCAAGUUCCUCUUGUGUUAAUAGCAACUAAUUGAUGUAACAUAUCAGCGAUCGGUACGAAUAAAUAAAAAUAAAUUGUUUGUCAGUAAU